This is a messenger RNA of Pneumocystis murina B123, 1589 nucleotides long. RefSeq lists its product as hypothetical. The coding region runs from base 24 to 1589 and encodes 521 amino acids. The record is from RefSeq and is a predicted model, not a curated record. The transcript is spliced from 2 exons. NCBI's taxonomy places the organism in Eukaryota, Fungi, Ascomycota, Pneumocystomycetes, Pneumocystales, Pneumocystaceae.
CGAAUAUAUUUUUGGGAUUUUUCAUGCAUUUUUUUCCAUCUUUAUUGAUUUUGUUACUUGGAAUAUUUGUAUUAAAGCCUAUUCCAGUGCUUUUAAAGUCGGAUAAGAAUAUACAAGAAUCUUCAUCUAAAAUGAGGGAAAGAGCUAAAUUAUCUUUUGUUGUAUCUAAAAGAUCAGACGUCUCUUUAAGAAAUUCAACCGAUUUAACUUUGAAUGUAAAUAACAAAACAAUAACGAUGCCGAAUUUACAUAAUACAACUCAAACAAGGCCUGAUAUUCCACCUAAACAAAAAGCAUCUAAUAUGACAGGGCAUGGAAAUAACUCGUCUGGAAUAGCUUCUGAGAAUAAUUUAUCUAACAAAACUCUUUCAGACAAAUUAUCUAACAAAACUCUUUCAGACAAAUUAUCCAAUGAAACAUCUAUACCUGGUUCAGCUAAUUCAUUUAAUGCGUCUUUGCAGAGUCCCAAUGCUAAUGGAACUUCAUUAACUCCUGUAAAUAAUAAAGAGAUUGAAUCUAUACAAAAUAAAACUAUUUCUGUAGUUACAAAAACGCUGUAUUCUGCAUUAACUACAGUAUUAAAGAUUGAAACGCAUGUUUCAGUAAGCACUACGACAAGUAUUUCGACAAGUAUUUCGACAAGUAUUUUGACAACUACUAUAACAAAUACUGCAACAAAUACUGUGACAAAUUUAUUAACAAAAACUGUUGAUAAAUCUUAUAAUACUACAACUCUUGCAGAAACUUCUUCUUCAGCUUCUGCUACUUCUACAGCUGUGGAAACAGAUUCAAUGGAUAUUCAUCAUUAUGAGAUGGAGACUACUAAAAAUAAAAGUUUAUUUGGAGAAGGAUCUUUAAUAGCGAUAUUGAUACCAUCGGCUGUUUUUAUUAUUGUAUUUAUUGCCUUGAUAUGGUUUUGGUGUCGAAGACGUAGACGAUUUUCUAAAGUUCCUCCUAAACAAGUUGGAAACUAUAAAAUUACUCCUAUUAUAAAUGAUAUCUCGGAAGGAGUCCAAAGAACUAAUUAUUCAGAAAAAGAUCAAUCAUAUAGUGUUGGAGAAACUGAUUUUAAUAAAGGAGGAUACAGAGGAUGGGGUGCUACAGGUACACCUACUAAUAAUAAAUCACCUUUUUCAAGAAAUCAAAGUUUAUCAUCUACUAAUGUAUCUCCUGCAUAUCAAAAACCGGAUUACUAUUUUUCUGGAGACAAUGCUGAAAAAGAUUCAAAGUUAGCAGCUUCUAAGUAUGAGGUUCAAAAUUCCAAAUCUCUUGAAUCUAGAAAUUUGCACGCGCAAAUUUUUAAUACUAGCAAAAAUUCAAAUUAUAGUACUUCUCCUUAUUCUUUAAAUUCACAAAAUACCAUGGAUUCUUUCAAUCGAAAUGCAGCUCUUCUAGAUUACGACUCAAAUGUUGCUAAAGAGAAUUUUUCUAAUAAGUUGUACAGUUAUUCGGAUAUUCCAAGGUCUUUGUCAACUAAUUAUGGAAGAUUUUCGGAAAAUAGGCGAAAUGGCUUUUUAAGACAAAAUCCUUCAACAUUUCAUAAGUAUUCUGAAAAGUCAGAAAUGCAUGAUUUUUCAAAAGGCUCCUAG